Messenger RNA from Verruconis gallopava, 396 nucleotides. RefSeq lists its product as uncharacterized. The transcript has a single exon. NCBI's taxonomy places the organism in Eukaryota, Fungi, Ascomycota, Dothideomycetes, Venturiales, Sympoventuriaceae. The coding region runs from base 1 to 396 and encodes 131 amino acids. The record is from RefSeq and is a predicted model, not a curated record.
AUGCUCCACCUCACAAAAGCUGAGAAAAUCGCGUAUCUGCGCUCUGAAGCGGUCGGCCAGUUCGAACAGGCUGGGGCUUUACCACUGUUGCCCAAUCUUCCGCGUAAAUCCAGCACGUCGAACAGCGGCUGUCAAAGUACCCUUCGCGACUUCAAUGAACACACACGCAACACCUCAAAGAGGCGCUCUGAUCAGAAAUCCGUCGACGAGGUCAUUGGAAGCGCAAUCGACGAUGCUAUAGCCGACUUCAACAAUUUGGCCGUCGAGCCGUAUCCGAUCCCGAAAGUAAUUACUCCUGAUGCUUCAUUCGACUCAAACAAAGAGAGCAAGAAGAAGAGGCUCAACCGACGGGGUGUCAUGUUGACACUUGACAAUGAAUUCCGCUCGUGGCUCUAA